Molecule: messenger RNA, 1498 nt
Organism: Trametes versicolor FP-101664 SS1
Lineage: Eukaryota; Fungi; Basidiomycota; Agaricomycetes; Polyporales; Polyporaceae
Product: PLP-dependent transferase
Exons: 10
Coding region: 1-1413 (470 amino acids)
Source: RefSeq, a predicted model, not a curated record
AUGCCGAUCCCUCAGCUCGUUCCAUCAAAGGGUGAAUCCUACGACCCCACCGAGAAACCUCCGCCGUUUGGGCACGCACUCAAGCAAUACAUCCCCCUCGACGAGGACUAUGUGAACCUCAACCCGGGCUCCUGGGGAACGCUACCUCUCCCCGUCCUUUUUGCUGCGACGCGUUUGGCAUACGAAAUUGAGAGGAACCCCGACAAAAUUUACCGCCAAGUCUUCCACCCCCUGAUUGUGCAAGCACGCACGAGCAUUGCGAAACUGGUCGGCGCGGACAGGGACGAGAUCGUCUUCGCUCCCAACGCGACCCAUGCUCUCAACACCGUCUUGCGAAACUUCGAAUGGCGCGAGGGCGACCUACUCGUUGGCGCUACGACGCUCUAUGGUGGCGUCGCCAAUACUAUCCGCUACCUCGCCGACCGCUCAGAGCACCCGCGACCCGAACCGUGCCUCGUCGAGUACACCUUCCCGCUCACCCACGCCCAGAUCCUCGACAUUUUCCGCACGAAACUGCGCGAAUUCAAGGCGCAGCACGUCAACUCCGGUAGGCUGUUCACCGACGUUCCCCCGCUCUCUCCGGGGUACACAGAGGACCCCGCGGAGAGGGAGAACAAGAUUGUGGUCGUGUUGGACUCCAUUACGGCAACCCCCGGCGCGCUCAUGCCGUGGCAGGAGAUGGUGCGCGUGUGCCGAGAGGAGGGUGCCUGGGCGGUCGUCGACGCCGCCCACAGCAUCGGCCAGGAGCCGGACAUCAACCUCAGCGAGGCAAAGCCCGACUUCUGGAUCACGGACUGCCAUAAGUGGCUGUAUGCCAAACGAGGCUGCGCGGUUCUCUACGUGCCCAAGCGCAACCAGCAUGUCAUCAAGUCGUCCAUCCCGACGUCGCACGAGUACGUGCAUGCGGGAGGCGCGAAGGCGAGGGAGAAGGGCACGAACUUCGUGAUGCAGCACGGGUGGACCGGAACGCCCGACCAUACAUCCUACGCCUCGGUUCCUGACGCGCUGGCUUUCCGCGAAUGGCUCGGCGGCGAAAAGGCUAUCAACGACUACUGUCACAACCUGGCGUUGGACGGCGGGGAGCGGCUCGCACGAAUCCUGGGCACUCGCGUGUUAGACGAGACUGGUGAGCUCACGCUGAACAUGGUGAACGUACAGCUACCUCUCCCGAUAGAGAAGAGCCGCGGAGAACUGUACACGCCCGAAAAGAUCGCGCACAUCAACGUGUACCUGCGCGACAAGCUCCUGGAUGAGUGGAAGACGUACGCGGUGCACUUCUUCCACGCCGGCGCAUGGUGGUGCCGCUGCAGCCCGCAGGUGUUUAACGAAUUGUCGGACUUCGACUAUCUCGGGAACGCGCUCAAUGUCAUCUGCGAAGAGAUCACGGAGGCAUUCAACGUAGCGAUGAACUAGGCUUGACGGAACCUUCUUGUAUGUACGAGUAUUACGAAGUAAGCGGGGCCCCCAAUUCGUAUCUUGACCGUGUAUUAUACAUCGC